GUAGCACUUCCGGAGCGAGGGGGCUUCCGGCCGCGGAAGGCGUUGCGCCGGCCCGGUGAUGUGAGCCGUUGGGCCCCUUCCCGUGAGUGCGCCGGGACGAGGCGGCUGCCGGCGUCGGUCGCUGGGGCCGGCUUGGGCGGAGGGUACCGGGGUCCGGGACCAGCAGAGCCCGGGACGUUGCCGCCGGCCCGGAGUACCUCUGGAAGGAAGCUUCUCUGCCGCUCUCGGGAGCGGAUUUCCAAUGUCCUGCCAUGGAUGAUGAUGAUGACAGCCAGGAUGAACUGAUAAACAAGAAUGCUUCCCUAACCAAGGGCAAAAGACAUGGUCUCGUGCUUCUCAGCGAUACAGAAAGCAGUGGUGGAAAUAGUGAUGAUUCAGAAGAUGAUAACGGAAGUGAGGAAGAAGAUGACACUGAGGAAGAGGGAGGUGAGGAGGUCAAGGAAGAAAGUGAAGAUGAAGAAUUAGAAGGUUGUGAAGACCAUGAUGUAGAAGAGGAUGAAGAAAUUGGGGCCGCUGUGGGGAAAAUGACCACUUCUCUGAAAUUCGAGUCACUUAUAAACGGGCUGAGCUCUUCCUCUGAUGAGGAAGGUGAAAGCUGUCCCAUUUGCCUCAACACGUUUCGAGGUCAGAUUGUGGGGACUCCUGAGAACUGUUCCCAUUACUUCUGCUUGGACUGCAUCGUGGAGUGGUCUAAGAAUGCAAACUCCUGUCCAGUGGAUCGAAUCCUCUUUACGGCCAUUAACAUUUGGACACGUUAUGGUGGUCGCAUCAUGGAACAGAUUAUUAUUCAGACAAAAACUCAGGGUAGCAAUGAAGAGGAUGAUCCAACCUUCUGUGAGGUGUGUGGCAGAAGUGACCGCGAGGAUCGCCUGCUGCUGUGUGAUGGCUGUGAUGCAGGGUAUCACAUGGAAUGCCUUAAUCCACCUCUGAGUGAAGUCCCUGUAGAUGAAUGGUUCUGUCCAGCCUGUGCCCCUCCUGUGGAUGUCAGUGCUGCUGCAGAUACAGAUCAUGUCAGCGAGGAAGAAGAGGUUGCUGCCCCUGUGGCUGACGAUACUCCCACCACCAGUAGGCUACGCCCUCAAGUCCGAACCAGAGUUAUAGCCAGAACUCGGCAGAGCGAACGAGUUAGGGAAACGGUGAACAGAAACCGGAUAACAACAGCGCAACAAAUUCAGCACGUGCCAGGGAACCACACGCCCUCUCUUCUGGAUGAAACAAUCGAGGCAGUUGUAGCAGGCAUAAACACAGCCGUCUACCAGCGUCCUCUUGCACCGAGGGCUCCUGCUAGGCAGAAAAGAAAAACAGGCAGGAAGAAGAAAGCCGGACGCAAAAGAAGAACUUGGGCAAAAUCUGCUGGGAAGAGGAGUUCAGAGAGACAGCUGAAAAGACACAAGGGUCCGAUAAAGAAGAGAAGAGGGAAAAAGAGACUAAGAUCACAUGUGAAAAAUGAGGUUUCUGCUCGCUUACGUAUUGCAAGAGCUCUUGGUCUUAGAAAACCUGAGCAUGGGGGCUUGCUUCCUUAUGUGUACAAACCAGCAGAGCCCUCGCUUGGUCUGAUGAGAGCAGAUAUUGGUGCAGCUUCUCUGUCUGUGUUUGGAGUUCCACAUGAGUUGGAGCCUUAUGAAAGUAACGAGGACGUUCCAGCAAAUGCAGAUUCACCAGUGAGUGCCAAAAGAAGAGUUCUCUCCCAGUCAGCACUGAGGUCUCACCGUCCUGUAGCUAGACCUAUUUCUGUGGGACUUCCCAGAAGCAGUGUACCUGCCUUGAGUCCUGAUCAAGAAGAAGAAGGUGCCCCUGUGCCUGAUCUGUUGGGAAGUAUCCUGUCUGGACAGAGCUUUCUCAUGAUGAGUGGUUCGGAUGUGGUCAUCAACAGAGACGGUUCGCUGACAGCAAAGAAGAUAGCUCCACUUCAUAGGAAAUCGGCGAAUGACUCAAGAGUGAAUGAUGGUUCGGGACAUAACACCCAACCGAGUACGGCGCACUCAGGGACCACAGCAAGCAGCCCCGUUGCUGGACCUUCAUUUUCCUCAGGGCUGAGUACUCGCCCCAGACCCUCCUCCUCAAGCUCGUUUCCAUUACCUUCACCCUCACUGAGCAGGACUGAGCCUGCAGCAAACCCUGCACGGAGUACAUCAGAAAAGGCAACUGUAAAGUCAGAAUAUUCGAUGACACCCAGGUCUGUUCAGACUCAGAACAUAGCUACUCUGAGCAGACAUGGCUACAAGUCAGAUGAAAUGCCCAGAUUUAAUGGAAACUCUAAAAAUGUUGCACGCACUGACUCAUUGUCAAAGCCCCUGAGCUGUUACUUGAAUUCUGGCUCAAAAGCUUUAACCGUGAGGCAGCCAUUAAAACCACCUACCAAGAGAAUUGACAUCUUUGAGCUUCCCAGGAUACCAAAGAUUAAAAAGGAAACCAGCAGCAAGCAGGUGGAGCCCGAACCCUCAGGAAGCCAAAGCUGUGACAUCCCCAGCUCCUGUAUAACCCAGCUGACUGGCAAAGAGAGCGCUAAUCAGCCGGGGAAGGGUAGCAAGGUGGAAAGUCAGAAGUCAAAUGCCAAGGAAUCUCAGCAACAAAUGCAUACAAGUGGGCUGUCUUUUUCUACUGAUACAGGCAUGUGUGGCAGUUCAUCGCUGCUGGGCACUUCGAGGAGCAAAGGCCCAAGCUCUUUUGAGAGUUUUAAAAUCAAUAUUCCUGGAAAUGCAGGGCAUCCCAGCAGACUGUCUAACCCAGGAUUUUGUAACACCUUCCGCCCUGUGGAUGACAAAGUGCAACAGAAAGAGACUCCUUCAACUCUUUUCUCAGUUAAGAAAAAGCAGGUCAAAAGUGAGAUCUAUGAUCCCUUUGAGCCAACAGGAUCGGACUCGAGUUCAGCAAGCAGCAGCCCUGAAAGGCUUGGCUUGGGGAUCCCACUAACUAAUAUUACCAGGACUAUUUCCAUUGAAAAUCCAAAAGUUCAAACAUUUCAAACUGUUCGUCGUUUCACCCCUUACGUGGUAGGAAAUGUAUUUGGAUCUGGAGCAGAUGCUGAUGUACCAUCCAGUAACACAGUGUCUCACGGUGAUGUCACGGUAGAAAGCAGGAUUGUAGAACAGAUCUCUGACACAGAGGAACGAGACAAUAUGGAUGAGGAAGACUCGCUAAGCAGUCCUUGCACUUCAUCUGCCAUUAAGCCAGUUUCUAAUGCAAAGUGUCUAAAGGAGGAAAGCAGAGGGAGCCCUGAUGUGUUCUUUAAUGCCGAAGAACUGGUUAGACCUAAUAUUAAUGUGAAACUAGAACCGGAUAGUCCCUCAAAGGAUGAUGGGCAGCAGAAAAUCCAAAAGGUAGAAAAAAGAAAGAAGCGAUCACGUUCCAGAUCCUGUUCAAACUCCAGCUCCCGAAGCAGGAAGAAGAUGAAAAGGAAGAAGGCGUUUGUCAAAGAGAGUAAGAGACCCCGAUCAGAGUCUAGGGAUAGAGCACACUCAAGGGACCGAAGCUCCCGAUCUACCUCUUGGUCAGGUGGAGAAGAGCGUGGCAAAAGAAGCACAUCCAAACCCAAGAUCAGGAGAACUUCUACUGACCGUUCCAGCAGUCACGAACGAUCUAAAAAAAAGAAAAUGAAGGAUAAAACCAAGGAUAAAAAGGCAAAAACUUCUUGGUCUAGGGAGAGAAGGAAAUCUAGGUCACGUUCAGGUAGUCCUGGAAGUACUUCUGAGUUUUAUGAAAACAGGAAAAAGAAAAGACGGUCUCGAUCAAGGUCAAGACGGAGGGAUCGUUCCCGAUCAAAUAGCAUUGAAAGAACUAAAAGGCGGAAACACAGGAGAGAGAAAAGCUAUGAGAGGUAUGAUAAAGAUAGUAGCUUGAGGUCAAGGGACAGAAAGAGAUCGAGAUCCAGGUCUCGGGAGAGGAGGAAGUGGAGGUCUCGGUCUGCAUCUCGUUCUCGGGAGCACAAAAGCAGCAAAUCAAAGGAAAAAACACCACGAUCGAGGUCCCGUUCCAAAGAAAGAAAACACAGAUCGAAAGAGAGCUCCCUUCCUCCUCCACCAGAAAAGGAUCAAAAGCCUCCAGCUGAAAAUACAUCCACGUUUGUGGAGCAACCUCAUUCCUUCAAACAAGAGCCAAAGGAGGAGCUGGUACUGGAAGAGCUUUCCAUAACCAUCCAACCAAAUGUCAAACUGGAGGAAAUGAAGGCUGAGAGCCCGGUUCAGCUGAGCGAGGCCCAAGAAGCUAUAAAGGUGGAGCCCAGCUGUCGGGAGGUGACCAGUGAAACUGCAUUCCCUCUGCCAGAGGCCACAAACGCGUGUGUUCCAGUUGGCAAUGUGGAUCCUUUUGCUGAGACAGAAUUCGCCAGCAGUAGUGAGCCAGCAGUGCUUGGUAGCUGUAGCAAUACAAACCUUGAGAUUACAGUUAAAAUAGAAAAUACCACGUUGUGUUCAUCUCUGAUGGAAGCACCCCUGGAGAAGCACGUUACCGCGCACGCUCCAGCUGAGGCUGCACCAGUUCAAAGCUUGUCCAAAAGCAAAGUAACAGAUUGUGUGAAGGAGGUUAAAGAUGAGUGCCUUGUGUCAAACGAGAAAACCAGUGAUUUCGGUAGUACUGAACUGGAAGUAGUACCUCAGGGUCCUGUGCUGAAAUCGAAAGCGCCAGUGAAAAGAGUUACCUGGAACCUUCAAGAGGAAGAAAGUGGCACCUUGUCUGCUGAAAAAGCUUCAAGGAUGCCGUUUUACAGACUUCAGCGAGUAAAAGAAGGGGCCUGGAAAGCUGAGGACUUGAACCAAACGUUAAAUCAGGUGUACUGUCAAAACAUACUUUUGACACCACCUCUGCCCUCAAGCCUGCCCCCCUAUGCCCCGGUCAGCCAGCCCACGGUUCAGUUCAUCAUGCAGGGUAGUCUUCCAGCGCUUGGCUGCAUGGCAGGACAGAGCCUGAUCCCGGAGCUGGGCAGCCUGGCUACUGCAUCUGAACCAGGAAUCCAAGCUGCUUCUGUUGGAAAUGCGGAAGAAAAGAGCAAAGCACCCAAACCUGCAGUGGACAAAACGAGAAACGAGGAAUACAUGAAGAAGCUGCACAUGCAGGAAAGGGCUGUGGAAGAAGUGAAACUUGCCAUUAAACCCUUUUACCAGAAGAGAGAGAUUACAAAGGAGGAGUACAAGAACAUCCUUCGAAAAGCAGUGCAAAAGAUCUGUCACAGCAAGAGCGGAGAGAUCAACCCUAUGAAGGUAGCUAACCUGGUGAAGGCGUACGUGGAAAAAUACAAACAUAUGAGGAAACAUAAGAAAUCUGAUAGUGAAGAGACAUGUGAAGUGGAAAACAGGGCAAGCCACAGCCGGCAUGACUUGGAUUGAACUGUGAAACUGGAGCGGAGAGAAGCGCGGUUAUAUCGGACUUACCUACCUGCGGAAACAAUUCCCAUUGUUUCCAUACAGGAAUGAACUUCUUGGGGUUUUGUUUGUUUGUUUCAUUUUUCUUUUGUUUUUUAUUAUUAUUACCUGCAGACGCAGAACUAAAUAACAAUCAAAUGCCUCAGACCAGCAGAGUAAUUCAAGGGAAAACACGGAAGAGAUGGAAUGUUUGGGACUCCCGGAUUGCUGCGGUUUUCAGGGCUACUUUUGAUAGGCCUGUGCACUUGUCUUGCUAAAAGUUUGCAACUGGACACCACUUUUCAUAUACAGUAUAUUGAGAGUUGUAUACCGUUUCCCUUGUGUUUAUUUAUCGAAAUAUGGGUUGUCUUUAGAAACUUCUGAUUUAAUACUUGAAAUGUUGACAUUUUUAGUCCAUGUGAUGGUGAGCGAAGCUUUACUCGCUCUGUGACUUUGGGGAUUGCAGAAAUGACUUUAUAAACUGACUUCAGGAACACUGCUCAAGUCGUGGUGUUUAUUUACGUUCUGUUGGCAGUAUCUUGUUAGAGAAAAGUUUCGUUUCGGGGUGGAGGCUGUGUUGCACUUCUGUAAAUAAUGCACUGAUGGCUGGUUUUGUGUCUGCCUUUCAGGAAAAAACCGAAACAAGAAGCAAGCAUUGUGAAUUUUCAGUAACAAGCUGAAGGGAUAAGGUUGAACUGAUGUACAAAGCAGAAAUGUGACAGAAUUUAUAAAGUUAUUUUGAAUGGUUUUAGUCCUA
Falco peregrinus (peregrine falcon) is the source of this 6093-nucleotide messenger RNA. It is a transcript of the gene PHRF1, whose product is annotated as PHD and ring finger domains 1. The coding region runs from base 252 to 5321 and encodes 1689 amino acids. NCBI's taxonomy places the organism in Eukaryota, Metazoa, Chordata, Aves, Falconiformes, Falconidae. The transcript has 18 exons. The record is from RefSeq and is a predicted model, not a curated record.